UCGCAGAUUCGAUCAAUCCCUCCUUUCCCUUCGCUUCCAAGGAAUUCUCGAGCCAUCGGAUCUCGCCCCCCGCCGCCCGCCGCCGUCGCCGCCGUCGCGCCGGAUACGUCGAUCGUCCUUCCUCCUCGUCCUCCUCCGCCGCGGCCUUGCUCCGGGGGGGUCUUGGUGGGUGAAUCCGCCAUCCGCGAAAGCUACGGCGGUUGCCGUGGGGUUAUCUGGCGUGUGCGUUUCGCAGCCAUGGACGCUCGCGUGAAGCAAGAGGCCGCCGUGUCGUCGUCGCGGAAGGACAUUGUCCCGGACGAGCGGCCCGUGUCCUUCAUCGACCUCAGCGACAGCAGCGGCAGCAGCAGCGAGUCCGACGGCGACGACGAGGGCCCUUCCAAGAAGAGGAAGCUGGGGGUCGUCAUCCCCGAGGGCUUCCUCCAGCCUCUCCCCCCGCUGGGGCAGUUGCCGGCGCCGGCGCCCGAGUCGGCGUCGCCGGCGGCGGCGGCGUUGCGGCAGCUCUCGCAGGCCGGGGCCACUAAGCAGUUCUGGAAGGCCGGGGAUUACGAGGGCUGUCCUGGUGGCGGUUGGGAUUCCUACUCAGGGGGCUUUGAUCAUGUCAGGGUUCAUCCGAAGUUUCUACAUUCUAAUGCAACCAGUCACAAGUGGGCUCUAGGAGCUUUAGCAGAGCUUUUGGAUAACGCAUUGGAUGAGGUUCCUAGCGGGGCAACAUUUGUUAAGAUAGACAUGCUAAAAAAUAAGAAAGAUGGGAAUAGAAUGUUGCUGAUUGAAGAUAAUGGUGGUGGCAUGGAUCCAGAUAAAAUGCGGCAGUGCAUGUCUUUGGGGUAUUCUGCUAAAAGCAAACUGGCAAAUACAAUCGGACAAUAUGGCAAUGGAUUUAAAACGAGCACCAUGAGGCUUGGGGCAGAUGUGAUAGUGUUCUCAAGAUGUCGUGGAAAAGAUGGGAAAAGUUUUACACAGAGCAUUGGGAUGCUUUCAUAUACGUUUUUGAGGAGCACGGGGAAGGAAGAUAUUGUAGUACCCAUGCUUGAUUAUGACAGACGCGAAGGCAGUUGGAACCAGUUGAUAAGGUCUUCAUUUGGCGAUUGGAAGAGAAAUCUCGAAACAAUAAUACAGUGGUCUCCCUUUUCUGCUGAGGAGGAUCUGUUUCAGCAGUUUGGUCUGAUGGGAGAUCAUGGUACACGUAUAAUUAUCUACAAUCUUUGGGAAGAUGAUCAAGGAUUUCUAGAGCUUGACUUCGAUGCAGAUCCACACGAUAUUCAACUUAGAGGGGUCAACAGAGAUGAGAAGAACAUACAAAUGGCAAAAAAGUUUCCCAAUUCUAGGCAUUUCCUGACUUAUAGGCACUCCUUAAGGAGUUAUGCUUCUAUUCUCUAUCUGAGGAUUCCCCCCAGGUUCCGGAUGAUUCUUCGAGGGAAAGAUAUUGAGCAUCAUAAUAUUGUAAAUGAUAUGAUGCUAUCUCAAGAAGUUACUUAUCGACCACAACCUGGUGCAGAUGGAGUUUAUAAAGACACUAUGACUGCUGUCGUUACAAUUGGGUUCGUGAAGGAUGCAAAGCAUCAUAUCGAUGUCCAAGGAUUCAAUGUAUAUCACAAGAAUCGCCUGAUUAAGCCAUUUUGGAGGCUUUGGAAUCCUGCUGGAUGUGGUGGUCGUGGAGUGAUAGGUGUUUUGGAAGCUAAUUUUGUUGAACCAGCUCAUGAUAAGCAAGGGUUUGAGCGAACAACAGUGCUCGCAAGACUCGAGGCACGGCUGAUUCAAAUGCAGAAGAACUAUUGGAACACAAACUCUCAAAGAAUUGGCUAUGCUUCAUUAGGCAAUAAGAAACUCCCUAUUGAGUCUGCAGGAGGAGAUGAUUCUCCUGAUUAUGAGCCGCGAACAUCUUUAAGAUCAGGAAGGCAUACUGUGUCAAGCAGUAAGCCGACCAUACGAAGUUCAGACAAAUUCUCUUCACGCUCUAAUGAUGGAAAGCAUACCUCCUCUGGAGGCACAACGAGGAUGGGCACCCGUUCUGAAACAGGAAGAACUUUGAAUUUGAGAGAAUCAUCUUCACCCCCUUCUACAGAGGCUGUCAAUGGCGAUGACGUGUCACUUCACCAACCUGAUUCAAAUGGUGGUGAUCACAAAUCUUCUGUAAUGGGGGUCCAGAUUUCUUCAUCGCUUGCAUGCUUGGGUGAGGACUCCGACCUUAAUUAUGAUUCAGGGGGAAAAACUGAUGGUCUGAGCACGGCAACUCCUCUGCAGGUAGUAGAUGUAGAACAAUUAAGAGAAGAGAAUCGUCAGUUAAGGGAAAGAUUGGCACAGCAGGACGGAGAAAUUUUGAGUAAGUUGCAGAGUGAUUUGAAAACUGAGAGAGAGAGGUGCAGAACUCUCGAAAGUCAGCUCCAAGAAGCCCAAAGUAAAAUAGACCAAUUGAACAGGGAGCAAGAAACUUUAAUUGAUAUUUUUCAAGAGGAAAGGGAACGAAGAGAUGCUGUCGAGCGGAACCUGAGGGAGAAGCAGAAGGAUGCUUCUACUACCAUCCAAGAUUUGCUGGACAAGGUGAAGCUACUGGAACAGAUGAAAUCUCCCAAUGGAAAAUCAAAAUCUUAGGCAUCGGACGUGGGUGGCUAACUGCUUCAUUCUUAGAAGAUUGUAAACUCUGAUCUACUGUACUCGUCUGUAAUUAUGGUCAGAUUCUGCUAACCCUCUGAUUCUAGAGCCGUUUAGUGUAGGAAGAAGUAGUCCAUUUAGGGUGGGGGAUUUAUGGUCUGAUGAUGUGCUCAAGCCAGGAUGUGCUGACGCGAUUCUGCUUAAUCUCAGAGUUGGCCCCCCAUUUUUUUGGUCGAGUCAGCGCAGUCUUGCCAGCUGUAUGGAAUGGUGUAGUUACAAUAUAAACAUUAGAGGUUUUUGUCACAUUCAAUUAUUUCUUCGUGAA
Messenger RNA from Syzygium oleosum, 2917 nucleotides. RefSeq names its product protein MICRORCHIDIA 7-like. The record is from RefSeq and is a predicted model, not a curated record. NCBI's taxonomy places the organism in Eukaryota, Viridiplantae, Streptophyta, Magnoliopsida, Myrtales, Myrtaceae. Gene Ontology annotation, molecular function: ATP hydrolysis activity. The transcript has 20 exons. Gene Ontology annotation, cellular component: nucleus. Bases 238 to 2592 code for a protein of 784 amino acids.